AUGAAGUUCGGUGAACACCUCCGAUCGUCCAUGAUCAAGGAAUACUACUGGUACUACAUCGCCUAUGGAGACUUGAAAAAGGCCCUCAAAACCGACUUCGCCACCGCGCCCACCCAAGAGAAUCCCAAGCCCGACCGCAAGCCCUGGACCGAGGACGAUGAGAAGAACUUUGUUUCGCUGCUCGAGAGCGAGCUCGACAAGGUCUUCAACUUCCAGAAGAUUAAGAGUGAAGAAAUCGUUCGACGCAUCCAAGCCAGCGAAACCGAUGUGAAUGACAUUGUUUCGCGUCUCGAUAAUGCCUCAGCCACCUCUCGUCGCCAAAGCAUCCGGCCUUCCGCUCCUCCUCCCUCCGACGAGGAUUUCCUCGUGCUCGAACAGGUCCUCAGUGACAUCAUCGCCGACGUCCACGAUCUCGCCAAGUUCACCCAAUUGAACUACACCGGUUUUCAAAAAAUCAUUAAAAAACAUGAUAAACAAACCGGUUGGCAUCUUAAACCUGUCUUCGCUGCGCGCCUCAAUGCAAAACCUUUCUUCAAGGACAACUACGAUGCCUUUGUGGUAAAGCUCUCCAAACUUUAUGAUCUCGUCCGCACCAAAGGAAACCCUGUCAAGGGUGAUGCUUCUGCGGGAGGCUCCCAGCAGAACUUCGUCCGUCAGACCACCAAGUACUGGGUCCAUCCCGACAACAUCACCGAAUUGAAAUUGAUUAUCCUCAAGCACCUCCCUGUCCUCGUCUUUAACCCCAACAAAGAAUUCGAAGAAAAAGACACGGCCAUCUCUUCCAUCUACUUCGACAACACUGAUACCUGGGAGCUAUACCAAGGGCGGCUUAAGAAGACCGAAGGAGCGGAGGCCAUCCGACUUCGUUGGUAUGGUGGCAUGGAAAGCGAUCAAAUAUUCGUAGAACGCAAGACCCAUCGGGAAGACUGGACCGGAGAGAAAUCGGUGAAAGCCCGCUUCUCGCUGAAAGAGAAAAAUGUGAACGCUUACUUGUCCGGCCGGAUGACGGUCGAAAGCAUCUUCGAGAAGAUGCGCCGGGAAGGAAAGAAGAGUGAAGCGGAAAUCGACGACCUUGAGCAGCUUGCGCGGGAAAUACAAUACCGAGUGAUAUCUCGCAAGUUGGAACCGGUGACGCGGACAUUUUACCAUCGGACGGCCUUCCAACUCCCAGGGGACGCCCGCGUCCGCAUAUCCCUCGACACUGAGCUGACCAUGAUCCGGGAGGAUAAUCUUGAUGGACGUCGGAGAUCGGGGAGCAACUGGCGUCGAAUGGAUAUCGGCGUGGACUGGCCGUUCUCGAAGCUCCCUCCGGAAGACGUGGAGCGAUUCCCGUACGCAGUCCUGGAGGUCAAACUCCAGACCCAAGCGGGCCAGGAACCACCUAAAUGGAUUAGAGAACUCACCGCCAGUCACCUCGUGGAAGCUGUUCCCAAGUACAGCAAGUUUAUCCAUGGAACUGCGACCUUGUUUCCUGAUCGCAUCCAUCUUCUUCCCUUCUGGAUGCCGCAGAUGGACGUGGAUAUUCGCAAGCCCGCGACCCGUCGCUUCGGUAUCCAGCGUCCCUUGGCUAGUACGUCCAUGUCCGCCAACGAGACCCAGGAGGACGACGACUCGGAUGACGACGACACCAAUGAUGCCCAUGCCAGCAAUGGUCAGCCUCGCACUCAAGCGCCGGACGCGCUCGACCAGAAUGGUCUGUUUGAUGAGACAGACGGCAAUGCGCUAGAUAUUGAGGAACGCAUCGGUGCUCAGCCCCUACCCGGAGAUGAAGAUUAUCCCUUGUAUGAUUCCGAUCAGGAAACAGUCAGCUCUGACGAGCUGGAAGAGGCCCGCCGAGUGGGCGGAAUGCACUACUACCAUCAGCUGGCCAAAUACUAUGCUCACCGGACGGGCCAAGGACUCAUCCACGUCCUUCAAGCGCUCAUCCCUCGCCCCCGGCCGACCAGCUUACCGCCCCCUGAGCGCCGUGGCAUCACUGUUAUUGGUGACCAGCGGACUGUGAAGCGGUUUGCCGCUCCCAAGGGGAAACGCAUCCACGUCCCUGUUCGUGUGGAACCGAAGGUGUACUUUGCUGCCGAACGAACAUUCCUUUCGUGGCUGGAGUUCUCGAUCUUGCUGGGCACAAUUGCUGCAACGCUGCUCAACUUCGGCAACGACUACAUAACGUUUGCUUGUUCAUGGGCUUUUACGAUUCUCGCCGCUCUUACUCUUGUGUACAGUCUGAUGCUGUACGUCUGGCGCGUGGAUAAGAUCCGCAAACGUCGCGACGUUAAGCGAGUGUACUACGAAAAAUGGGGACCGACGGUCUUGGGCAUCGGCCUUGUGGUCAUUGUUUUGGUCAACUUUGGAUUGCGCGUACGGCAGGCCGGCUUCGCCACGCGCGACGGCCGAAUGCCUGGCCUGAACCGCGGCGCAGAUGGAGGAGAGCUAUGA
Molecule: messenger RNA, 2433 nt
Organism: Aspergillus terreus NIH2624
Lineage: Eukaryota; Fungi; Ascomycota; Eurotiomycetes; Eurotiales; Aspergillaceae
Gene: vtc4
Product: putative vacuolar transporter chaperone (Vtc4)
Exons: 5
Coding region: 1-2433 (810 amino acids)
Biological process (GO): vacuole fusion, non-autophagic; vacuolar transport; microautophagy
Cellular component (GO): fungal-type vacuole membrane; vacuolar transporter chaperone complex
Source: RefSeq, a predicted model, not a curated record